Trichoderma aggressivum f. europaeum is the source of this 741-nucleotide messenger RNA. RefSeq lists its product as uncharacterized. Bases 1 to 741 code for a protein of 246 amino acids. Gene Ontology annotation, cellular component: nucleus; 90S preribosome. The transcript is spliced from 5 exons. The record is from RefSeq and is a predicted model, not a curated record. Lineage: Eukaryota; Fungi; Ascomycota; Sordariomycetes; Hypocreales; Hypocreaceae.
AUGUCUAAUUCAAAGAAACGGGCCGCUGAAGAGGCGGCUCCGGCCAAAAAGGCCAAAAAGAGAAAGUCCAAACACGCCGUCGACGAUGAGAGCCUCGACACCGAGCUUGGCCUCAAUACGCUCUUCUCCAAGAUGGACGGCCAGCUUCUAGCAGACUACCAUGCACAGAAGCUAGCGAGAUUCGGUACCGAUCUGAGUCCCGUCGAGCUGUCAGAUCUGGCCAUAUCAGCAUCUUCAAUCACAGACACCACCUCGUGGCAGGAAAACAGGUCGCUGGAAAAGCUGCCAGAGUUUCUCGAGAAAUUCUCAGAACAUCCGGAGAGCCUGGCGAGGGCGCAAAAGAAGAAUGGCAUGCCCCAUACCAUUAUUGUUGCUGGUGCAGGCUUGAGAGCUGCAGAUCUUACCAGAGCUCUAAGGAAAUUCUCGGGCAAGGAUAGUCUAGUUGCAAAGCUGUUUGCAAAACACAUGAAGGUCGAAGAGCAAGUUGCCCUGCUGCAGAACAAGAAGAUUGGCAUUGGUGUUGGCACGCCAGCACGUUUGAUGGAGCUCAUCGACAAUGGUUCAUUAUCGUUGGACAAGCUGCAGCGCCUGGUCGUUGAUGCCUCGCAUAUUGACCUGAAGAAGAGGGGCGUCAUGGACAUGAAGGACACCAUGAUGCCGCUUGCACGAUUUCUGGCGAGGAAGGAGUUCAAGGAUCGCUACGGCGAUGAGAAGAAGCCGUUGGCCUUGCUGUUCUAUUAG